AUGGGGAGGUGUACAGGCAAGAACUGCCGCCUGAUCUUCAUGUUGGUGAUAACCGCCGGCUUCUUCGUGGUGGAGCUGGUGUCGGGGCACAUGGGCAACUCCAUAGCACUGGUGUCGGACUCCUUCAACAUGCUGUCCGACCUAAUCUCCCUGGUCAUCGGGCUGACGGCGGCCAACGUGUCGAAAAUUCAGAGGCACCACCGGAACACCUACGGCUUUGUCAGGGCCGAGGUGGUCGGCGCGCUGGCCAACGCCGUCUUCCUCGCAGCGCUGACUUUCACCAUCUUCGCCGAGGCGAUCAUCAGGUUGAUCAGACCGCAGAGAAUAGACGGCGUGGAGCUGGUGCUGAUCGUGGGAGCUCUCGGACUGGCGGUGAACAUCAUCGGUCUGAUCCUCUUCCAAGACUGUUGCUUCAAGAAAAAAAUCUCGAACAGUCCUACAGGUUACUUGGCAACCGGCAUAGGAGAACAAAGAGAAGACAAAGCGCCAACAACUGCAUCGGCUUUAAAUAUUCGGGGUGUGCUUCUACAUGUAAUGGGCGAUGCAUUAGGCUCUGUUGUGGUGGUCGUUGCUGCUACUAUCUUCUAUCUACUUCCACUUGAUGAAAAUGAAAUCUGUAACUGGGAAUGCUAUGUAGACCCAAGUCUGACAAUCAUCAUGGUUAUAAUAAUUCUAUCAUCUGCUUUCCCACUCAUAAAAGAAACAGCAAUUAUUCUGCUCCAGAUGGUACCCAAAGGGAUCAAACUUCACGAUUUGGAUGAAAAAUUAUGUUCAAUUGAUGGAGUACAUGGGAUCCAUGAACUCCAUAUAUGGGAGUUGGCUGGAGGUAAGAAUAUUGCUUCACUUCAUGUGAAAUACCUGGAUCCAUCCAGCUAUAAAACGGCAGCAUUACAGAUACGUGAGAUCUUCCACAAUGCAGGAAUUCACUCUGUCACCAUCCAGGCAGAGUUUUUUGAUGGAGUGACUGAAUCCGUCCUAAUGUGCAGCUCCCCUUGUAUAUUAAAGGAAUGUGAGAAUAAAAUGUGCUGCAUCCCACCGAAAGACUACGACCUUAAUGCAGAGGGCUACAUAGAGAUGCGUGACAAUCCUCCAGGGGCCUCAUGCAAUGGCCACACGAGUAACAAUGCAGCAGAAGAUAAUGCAGAAGAACGUUCCAUUCUUCCACCUUACAAUCUGAUAGCAAAAGACAUUCAGGAAGGAAAAAAGGAAGCCACAAAUGGGCUAUUGCAUUUGCACAGUACGUCAAUAUGA
This is a messenger RNA of Carcharodon carcharias (great white shark), 1251 nucleotides long. RefSeq names its product zinc transporter 10-like. The record is from RefSeq and is a predicted model, not a curated record. Gene Ontology annotation, cellular component: membrane. The coding region runs from base 1 to 1251 and encodes 416 amino acids. Lineage: Eukaryota; Metazoa; Chordata; Chondrichthyes; Lamniformes; Lamnidae. The transcript has 4 exons. Gene Ontology annotation, biological process: detoxification of zinc ion; intracellular zinc ion homeostasis; zinc ion transmembrane transport. Gene Ontology annotation, molecular function: zinc ion transmembrane transporter activity.